UUUGUGGUUGGCAAUUCAACGAUGGAAACGCCCUCCAUGUUUUUACACGGCUGGACCAAUCGAUCAUUUUGCUUAUACCGGGUGGAGUUGGAUCGAGACGAGUAUGAGGUGGUGAAAUAUUCGCCUUAAACGUAAAUAUUUGCUUAAUUCUGCUAUACCUUAUCAACGCCUACCAAUUUCUCUUGCAAAAUGACAACGACAACAAUAUAUUCAGGGAUGGAAGCCGGUGCAAAAAGCAGCUCCAGGGUUCUGUGCCCUCCAGGAGGAGCCUCUAACAUCUCUUUUGGCAAUGAUGAAGAAAAGCCCCCCUGCCGCAAGAACAAGAUGGCCUCCAACAUUUUUGCUGAGCCGGAUGACCCCCACGCCCAUAGGAGGAACAACCCACCUGGUGGAAAGCCUACUGGAGUGCUGUGUGGCGAGCCAUCGGCCCCAUUGAGGAGAUGUGUGGCCCAGUCCUCUGGCAACCAUGAAGACUCCAACUCUGGGGUGUGUGCGUGCGAUGGAGACAAUGACCUGGGGAAUGCUGUUAACACUGAGGAGGCCGUGCCUGCCCAGGAGCAAAGGGACGAAGCACCCCAGCCAUCAGGAGGUUCUGCCCAGGCCGCUGCCGGGAUGCCCACAGGCCGCAGGAACCCCCCAGGGGGGAAAUCCAGCCUCAUCCUGGGUUGAGGCUCUCUUCUCCGAACUCCGCCGUUCCUUUUUUGUUUUUAUAAAAGAAAGAUCCCCACUAAUUUCUGUCCAAGAAUUGUCUCCAUCCUCUUCCUGCCUUCCCUCCCCGACUCCAUUGUUUUGAUACUUUUUCAAUUUUUGUAAGAGUUUUUUGACAGAAGCACUUUAUGUAUCUGAUUCCAGCCCCUGGCGUCCGUAGUGCUGUUGUCACAGGCCUGCUGGCCAAAGGGCAUGAGGUUUAAGUUGUCUAUCACUCCAUCCUGGUGUCAACCGUAAAAGCUCUGAAAUGCAAUCCAGAAGUAAAAAUGGGUACGAAUAUGUUGGUGCUUUUGCACUAUGUUCAUUGUUAGGCAAACUUUGUGCAUGCCUGUUUAUUUUUGUUUUUUUUGUUUUUGUUGACUCCGCUUAAGCAUUUUUGGUGAAACCUUUGUUUAAAACGUUUACUGUGAAAACAUUUUUAAGGUUAUGCUGGAUCCUAUUGUGAGUUGUUAAUGAAUUGGUGGUUGGAUGUUGGUUUUGCAUGAAAAUGGGAACAUGAACAUUUCUAUGGUAACGUCCACGUGGGGAGCCAAACUGUCAAAACACUGGUGGUGGUUUUAUUCCUGAAGACUAAGUUAAGAGGAUUUGUCCUAGUAAAUUCCUGGGCAUUCUAAUGUAAUUGAAUGGUGAGUUUUUAUUUUUGUGUUGUAUAUGUAGUCCUUAAUGUUAAAACUUCUGUUUUCAGUUUUGAGAGCCAUGUGGUGUUUUUUUUUUAGAAGGGGAAACUUUCUCAACAACAGAUGAAGUAUGCUAGUUUGUAUGUGGCGCUCCAUCUGAUAAAAUUGACAAGUGCCCUUAUGACAACUCUGCCUAGUUUUCAUUUUGUCUAGUAAUUGUUUUAUUGUCACAGUUGGAUCAACAAGAUGUGGCAUAUUAAGCAAAGUAACCAGAGUUAUGUUCAAACUUCUGUCAUAGUCUCUUACAGGUCCGAUGCCUAUUUUAUUGUCUGCCUUGUACAGGAAAACCUGUGGUUCAAUGUUUGUAUUUACACAUGUCAAUUUCUGUCAAAUUUCAAUGAAAUUGUACACGUGGCUUUAGUGAAUUCACAUGUUGACGUGCUGACAUGCUGUUCGGAAGAUGUUAAAGUGGAGAUGUGCUGCAAGACCACCUUGUUCAUGCAGGUUUGUUUCACUGUAAAAGUGAAUGUUGGCACAAAUGAAAAUGAACAUUAAAGUCACUUUUGACCAUA
Messenger RNA from Esox lucius (northern pike), 1897 nucleotides. It is a transcript of the gene jpt1a, whose product is annotated as Jupiter microtubule associated homolog 1a. The record is from RefSeq and is a predicted model, not a curated record. Gene Ontology annotation, cellular component: nucleus. The transcript has 5 exons. Bases 190 to 669 code for a protein of 159 amino acids. Lineage: Eukaryota; Metazoa; Chordata; Actinopteri; Esociformes; Esocidae.